AUGGCCGCCGCCGCUACGUUCCGCUCUCUGCACCAGCCUGCGGCCAGUGGCGUCCCCGUCCCGCUCCCUAGCGUCCGGCUCCAGGGCCUGCAGCGCCACCGAGUCGGCCUCGACCUCGGCCUCCGCCUCCUCUUCGCGUCGCCCCGCGGCCGUCCCGUCCUGCUCCCGCCCCCCGCCGCGGUCACCGGAGAGGCGUUCUCGUCGGACGGAGAGGAAGAGGAGGAGUACUUCGACGAGGGAGAGAGCGAGCCGGAGGUCGAGGCCCCGCGCGCGUACUCGUCGACACGGAGCCGGCCGACGCGCGGCGAGGAUCCCGGCCGGCUCUUCGUCGGCAACCUGCCCUACACCUUCACCUCCGAGGAACUCUCCGAGGCCUUCGUCGAGGCCGGCAGGGUCGAUGACGCGCAGCAUAUAAUCUACGACAAGGUCACCAACCGGAGCUGCGGCUUUGCCUUCGUCACCAUGGCCACAGCCGAGGAGGCCGCCAAGGCCAUCCAGAUGUUCGAUGGCGCCGUGAGAUUUGAGUUGGUUGAGGUAAUUAUGGCGAUCGCACUUGCAUUUUCUCUGGUAACUCUUGUUUAA
Messenger RNA from Panicum virgatum (switchgrass), 582 nucleotides. RefSeq names its product RNA-binding protein CP33, chloroplastic-like. The record is from RefSeq and is a predicted model, not a curated record. NCBI's taxonomy places the organism in Eukaryota, Viridiplantae, Streptophyta, Magnoliopsida, Poales, Poaceae. The coding region runs from base 1 to 582 and encodes 193 amino acids. The transcript has 3 exons. Gene Ontology annotation, cellular component: cytosol. Gene Ontology annotation, molecular function: mRNA binding.